This is a messenger RNA of Linum trigynum, 545 nucleotides long. The record is from the annotation of a GenBank genome assembly. NCBI's taxonomy places the organism in Eukaryota, Viridiplantae, Streptophyta, Magnoliopsida, Malpighiales, Linaceae.
CCUGAAAAUGAAAAACAAUGGCGAAUCCAUGGAUUCAAUUAAUCAUGCACAUGCCACUAACUCUGUCCCAAUUGGCGCAUCGAACGUCCUUUGCGUUGGAGCUCCUGCUUGUUAUAGGCUAUGGCGGAGAUAGGGCAACGGCUGCAGUGGUGGCGGUGGAUACAAAGUCUCCUGCGCCGCCGAUGACGGAGAAGACGAUCCCGAGGGAGGAGGGUUUGAGAUUGCUUCCGACGGUGGACGAACUGAAGACUCCAAUAUACCGGAGAAAGGGAAGACAACGCUUGUUGCCGGGAUCGCGGCUGGGAGGCUAAGCGGAGAUGGAAAUGGAGCUACUACUCUGAGGAAGUAGCCGAAUUGAGGUUGUAGAUGACGGCGGCCGUAUGGAAGAGCAUGAGGAUUCGUCUUCAGGGAAGUAUUGGAUUAUGAUGAGAAAACCCUAUAAUGCGAAUUGGGAGAAAAAGCAAGCUAAAAUACAAGGAAGGUAGGGAGUCAGACGGCUGCAGGACUUCUUAACUUUGUUGGUUUAAUUAAGGGAUGCUUUGGAA